CAAAAGCCUCUGCAUUCCCAAGGACAGUAGGACCAUUACUCUUUUCAAGAUUCGCAACUAUGUCUCUCUAUCUCCUCUGUCUUCAGUUUAAUGGCUAUCUUCCCGCCAAAAAGGGCUUCUCAUUCUCCCCUAUAUUACUGAAGCUUUUUACUUCUUUUACCGCCAUAAAUAAAUUUCUUCUCAUUGCUUCACAGGAACGAGACAACAGACAGAGAAGAUGAAGGGCACGUCCAAAGUGAUAAUGGGUGCCACUUUGAUCAUGGUGGUGACCCUUGCUGUUGUUCUGGGCCUCAUCCUUGUUCUACUAACGGAGCUCUACUGCUCUCUCUUGCUCCGCCGCCGCCGCCUACUCAGAGCCUCCACCUCCACCUCCGCUGCCGCCGCUGCUACAAACAGAACCAAUGCUUCACCUUCUUCACCCACCUCAAAUCCCCAUCAACAUUCUCUUCAUCGUCCUCCUCCCCCCUUCACUAGCAUUUAUGCUCAAGGAGUCCUUCAAGCUCCAAGAAACUUGCUUUUCCCUGUGGUUUCUUCCAAAGGAGAGUUAGUUGAAGCAAAGAAGCAGCUUGCUGAGCUUCGUCAUCAUGCUAUUCAAAUUCAAACGCAACAUUUCAUUACAAGCCCUCGUCAUCUUGGACUUGUCUCUGCUUCUUCUCCAUCAAAGCCAGUUCAACAAGUGCAUGACUCAGUUCAAGGGAGUGAUGAUACCAGGGGGACCUUUUGCGGAGAACACCUCGUGUACAUUUCUAAUCCCAUUUACGAGAAUGACGAGGAAUGCAAGGGAAGUAGUGGAUCAGAUACUCCAUUUGAAACACCACCUACUUCACCUUCUCGCUUGGAACCAAUUGGUUCUUCUGGUGAAGACGAGGCAGCUCAGCCUUCACCUUCACACACUCCUCCUCUUUCUCCGAUGAAGAAGCUCCUUGCAGAGGCUUCCUCCGUUUCUCUCAAACAUGCAGCGUCGUUGGGUAAUUUAGGGAGUGAUUCUCACUGUAACAAUGGUCUCUCAUCUACAUUAUCUGCCACCCCCUGUACGUCCCUUCAUGAUGAUUCAAUUCAGUGGUGAAGCUAAACCAUCAAAGGCUUCCUUUGUUUAUUUUUUCCUUGUUAUGUGGAUCCUUUUGUGAAGAGCGAGAUUGUGUCACAAGUCAAGCUUUUCUUUUCCCUCCAAAA
Prosopis cineraria is the source of this 1173-nucleotide messenger RNA. RefSeq lists its product as uncharacterized. The transcript has a single exon. The record is from RefSeq and is a predicted model, not a curated record. The coding region runs from base 218 to 1066 and encodes 282 amino acids. Lineage: Eukaryota; Viridiplantae; Streptophyta; Magnoliopsida; Fabales; Fabaceae.